AUGAGGUCCCUAAUGGCCUCUGCUUCUCUCACUCUUGCAUUAGCCAUACUCUUUAUCAGUUUCCCAUCUGAAAUUUCAGCUAACCACUAUUCUUAUUCCUCACCACCACCACCCGUCUACUCACCACCGCCACCAAAGAGUCCAUACCAUUACUCAUCUCCUCCACCUCCACCAGUUCACACUUACCCUCAUCCACACCCAGUCUACCACUCUCCACCUCCACCAGUUCACACCUACCCUCAUCCACACCCAGUCUACCACUCUCCACCUCCACCAGUUCACACCUACCCACACCCACACCCAGUCUACCACUCUCCUCCACCACCAACACCACACAAGAAGCCUUACAAGUACCCAUCUCCUCCACCACCACCAGUGCACACCUACCCUCAUCCUCACCCUGUCUACCAUUCCCCACCACCACCACCACCACCACAUAAGAAGCCAUACAAGUACCCAUCUCCCCCACCACCACCAGUGCACACAUACCCUCACCCUCACCCUGUCUACCACUCCCCACCACCACCACCAACGCCACACAAGAAGCCAUACAAGUAUCCAUCACCACCACCACCACCAACUCACACCUACCCUCCUCAUGUUCCCCACCCAGUUUACCAUUCUCCUCCUCCUCCAGUUCAUUCCCCACCUCCACCAGCCUAUUACUACAAAUCACCUCCUCCACCUUACCACCACUAG
Lathyrus sativus (Indian pea) is the source of this 699-nucleotide messenger RNA. The record is from the annotation of a GenBank genome assembly. NCBI's taxonomy places the organism in Eukaryota, Viridiplantae, Streptophyta, Magnoliopsida, Fabales, Fabaceae.